AUGUCGACUAUAAGAUACAUAAUUAUAUUGCUGGCAAUAUGUUUGCUGGGUGUGUAUGCCGAUCCCGGUGCCCAACGGUAUGAGCCCACUUGGGACUCGUUGGAUAAACGGGUCACACCCACGUGGUAUGAUGAGGCUAAGCUAGGUAUUUUUAUACAUUGGGGCCUAUUUUCCGUGCCCUCCUUUGAUAACGAGUGGUUUUGUUUGCUGGGUGUGUAUGCCGAUCCCGGUGCCCAACGGUAUGAGCCCACUUGGGACUCGUUGGAUAAACGGGUCACACCCACGUGGUAUGAUGAGGCUAAGCUAGGUAUUUUUAUACAUUGGGGCCUAUUUUCCGUGCCCUCCUUUGAUAACGAGUGGUUUUGGUGGAAUUGGGCGCAUAAUGAUACGAAAUACAUUAACUUUAUGGCCAAAAACUAUAGGCCCGGGUUCACGUACGGCGACUUUGCCAACCAGUUUACCGCCGAGUGGUAUGACCCGGAUAAGUGGGCCGAGAUAUUCAAAGCAUCGGGUGCUAAGUAUAUAGCGUUAACCAGCAAACACCACGAGGGGUAUACACUAUGGCCAUCGACCACCUCGUUCAAUUGGAAUGCCAUGGAUGUCGGACCUAAAAGGGACUUGCUUGGUGACCUGGCGGUGGCUGUCCGUAAACAGGGUAUUAAAUUUGGUGCCUACCAUUCCCUUAUGGACUGGUAUCACCCACUAUUUCUGAGCGAUGAGAAAAGUGGCUGGAAAGACACCGAUUUUGUCAAAGCGAAAUCGAGACCAGAAUUGGAGGAAUUGGUGAAUAAAUACAAACCGGAGCUCAUCUGGUCGGACGGGGACUGGACAGCACCGGCCACCUACUGGAACAGUACCGAUAUUAUAGCCUGGCUUUAUAACGACAGUCCCGUUAAGGACACGAUUGUAGUGAACGACCGAUGGGGAAAGGACAUGAUCUGCCAUCACGGAGACUUCUAUACCUGUUCCGAUAGGUACGCCCCAUCUGUACUACAGCCCCACAAAUGGGAGAGUUGUAUGAGUUUUGAUAAGAAAUCGUGGGGUUUCCGACGGGAGGCACCUCUGGCUGACUACAUGACCACAGAGGAGGUGGUCCACAGUUUUGUGCAGACAAUUAGUUGCGGCGGAAACCUAUUGCUAAACAUAGGGCCCACACAUGACGGACGGAUACCCCUCUUAUUUGAGGAACGGCUCCGACAGUUGGGCGCAUGGCUUGGCAUCAACGGUGAGGCCGUGUAUGCGACCAAACCCUGGGUUAACCACAGGACUCAUCAAAACGAUUCCGUUUCCGGAGACGUUUGGUAUACCUACAAAGACAAAAACGUAUACCCCAUUGCCCUAUCGUGGCCUAAGAAUAACCAAUUGGAGCUUGGUGAUAUUGACUUUAAAACUGUGAACACCGUUGAACUGUUGGGAACCACCGGACAGUUAGCUGUAAAGGAGAAGGGAAAGGGAGUUGUGAUAACAUUCCCAUCGCUCACACCUCCCAUUAAACUGGAUUACGCCUAUGCCCUCAGAAUUAAAACUAAAUAA
Molecule: messenger RNA, 1533 nt
Organism: Oppiella nova
Lineage: Eukaryota; Metazoa; Arthropoda; Arachnida; Sarcoptiformes; Oppiidae
Source: the annotation of a GenBank genome assembly